This is a messenger RNA of Helicoverpa zea (corn earworm), 1845 nucleotides long. RefSeq names its product targeting protein for Xklp2-like. Bases 142 to 1563 code for a protein of 473 amino acids. NCBI's taxonomy places the organism in Eukaryota, Metazoa, Arthropoda, Insecta, Lepidoptera, Noctuidae. Gene Ontology annotation, cellular component: spindle; microtubule. The transcript is spliced from 2 exons. Gene Ontology annotation, biological process: activation of protein kinase activity; regulation of mitotic spindle organization. The record is from RefSeq and is a predicted model, not a curated record.
GAGAAUUAUUUGUGGCAACACCAAACACGUCAAGUUUCGAAGUUUGUUCUCCUUGAUUUGAAAAUAACGAAUCUUAAACGAACUCAAUAAUACAUACAUUGUUUUGUUUUACAAUACUCUGUUAAAUAUUAGUGCACAGCAAUGGCCAAAAAUGUGACGAACUUUCGUGGUGAAAUUUAUUUCACGCCAAAUGGCAAGUUACAUAUAAAAGACGAACCUGUUACUCCAAUUGAAGAGGAUUUCGGUGAUCACAAUCGUUUGGAUUACUACGACAAUGAUUUUGGUAAUAUAAGAAAAUCCAUGUCUAUGAAUGAUAUCGCUGCACUUCGAGAAGAUCUCGUGAAAAUGGAAUUUCAUGAUAGUGAAGAUGUAUACCACAGACAUCGUAAACCAUCGGGUGCGCCACAGGAGUUAUCCAGAACGAAAUUUGUUUCAAUGGCCGAAGCCAUUUACCAUUUUCAAAAGGAUACUCCUGGUCGGUUCCAUACGACGCGUCCUCAAAUAUUCCGUUCGCAAGGACAGAAUGGACGAUCAGGACUGACAGUUCCUCAGUCACCUAUGCUACGAUCUAAGGCUCGCCACAGACCGACACAUAUAUUAUCUCAGAAGGAAAUCGAAGAGAAGGAGCUUGAAGAAAUCAGGAAACAUAAAAUUAAAGCUAAUCCAAUUCCAAAGUCUGUCAUAGAAGGCACUAACCUUCCUGAGGUGCCUAAGAAACCUGUCACAGUUCCAGAGCCUUUCAAACUGACAGAAAUACAAAAGAAAGCUGCUCAAACAUCUAAUGAACAUCAUCAAUUUAAAGCUAGGCCAGCUCCAAAACACAUUCUUGAGAAGCCCCAUAUACCUGUGAAACCUCCAGUACAUGUAACCAAACCCAUCAGUCCUAAGUUCCGCUACAAAAGAGCAAACUCUGCUGAUCAACUUCGAAGUGAUAACUUACUUAUAAUGAAACCUCAAAAACCUGAAGAAAAACAUCAUCCUAGAAUGGGCCCAGUUAAACCAGAGCCAUUUUCAUUUGAAAAGCGGGAUGAGGAACUGAAACGCCGCAGGGAGGAAAGAAUCAAGCGACAGAUUGAGGAGGAACGCAAACAAGCUACUGCAUUCAAAGCACAACCUGUGCCAGGGGCUGUCAAGAAACGUAUGCAGAGCACUGUUGCCAAAGGAGGCUCUUCCACAUCUUCAGAAAACAAGGAGAACAUAAAGUUUGAAGCUAAACUACCAGUAGUACUUUACAAGGAACCAUUUAAACCGGUGCUUCAGCCAGUGCAUCAACUGAAGUCUGCUCCAUUUGAGCUCACUACAGAGAAGCGUGCAGCUGAAAGAGAGAGGUUUGACAAGCUGUUGAAAGAAAAAGAAGAGGAACAGGAAAGAUUGAGACUGUUACACGAGAAGGAACAGGAAGAAGCAGAGGAGUUAGCAAGAGCUAAGUUGAGAGCAAAACUGAUACAUCAUGCAAAACCAGUCCCUAAAGCUGUAGUUGCACCAUUUGUUCCAGAGAAGUCUGUUGCCCCCCUCACUGUGCCAGAAACUCCUAAGUUUGUGAGGCGCAUGAGACAGAACUAACCUAACUUUACCUCCUACAUACAACAAAUUUCCAGUUUAAUAUUUCUAUGGAAUAGUUUUUAAUAUACCUUAUGCUAGGUAAUUUCUUACUUGACUGUUAUCAUGUUUAGAACCUAUAUUUCUAUUUCAUUACUGUACUGACUUUUAAUUGACAUGAUUAUUAUUAAGAUAUUUUUAAUUUUCUCAUUAGAAGUUAUAUGUUAUUUAAAUUUAUAUUGUCCUAGCUAGAUAAUGAUUGGUAGAUGUAUGAUUUUCUGUAAAAUAAACAAUGUCUAAUUGUAA